Messenger RNA from Dacryopinax primogenitus, 249 nucleotides. RefSeq lists its product as uncharacterized. The record is from RefSeq and is a predicted model, not a curated record. Bases 1 to 249 code for a protein of 82 amino acids. NCBI's taxonomy places the organism in Eukaryota, Fungi, Basidiomycota, Dacrymycetes, Dacrymycetales, Dacrymycetaceae. The transcript has a single exon.
AUGUACAAUCACGAUUUUGAAACAGGUGACCUGGUCCUCAUAAGGAACAGCAGACAGGAUGGCCCCCUCCAUGAUAAGAUGCAGAGUCGAUAUAUGGGACCAUAUAUUGUUGUUAAGCAGAGAUCCAGAGGCACAUACAUAGUGGCUGAACUUGAUGGUUUGAUAUUCCAGCAUACAAUUGCCAAGUUCAGGGUGAUACCCUACCUGGCCCGGAAAGACAUGUUGAGCAUGGUAGAGAUAGUCCUUUGA